AUGAAGGGAUUCGGUGCCUUGACCAAGGGCCAAAAGUAUGCGCACAUCAUCCGCCGCUCCGCCACCGCCUUCUACCGCGCCUGCGACGACCUCCACGCCAACUCACGAUGGUGCCUGACCGGCACGCCCAUCCAAAACAAACUCGCCGACAUCGGCGCGCUCUUCGCCUUCAUCCGCGCCGAGCCCUUCACGCGAGCGUCCGUCUUCCGCAAGUGGAUCGAGAUCCCCUUCGAGCAGAGCCUCGAGAACUCGACCGCCGUCAAGAACCGCCUGGUGAUGCUCCUCGAGGCGCUCUGCCUCCGCCGCACCAAGGACGCCGUCCAGCUGCCGGGGCUCCGCCAGCGCAUGCGCACCCUCGAAUUCUCCCCCGCCGAGCGCGAGCAGUACGAAAACACCAAAAAGACCCUCGCGCGUACCAUCCGCCAGCGCGCGGGGGGAGCCGAGAAGAGCUCCAAGUUUGGGCUGUUCCAGGCGAACUUGCAGAUGCGCCUGUUGUGCAACCACGGCACGUUCCAGAAGCCCUUCUCGUGGCACAGCCGCAGCCCGCUGGACGAACGCGAGGUGGUCGUCUCCGCGCUGGGCCAGACCGGCGAGAUCACCUGCUCUGUCUGCCAGCUGCCCAUGCCAAUUCUGGGGUCCAGCUGGCUGGGCAACGGCUUUGGCGCGCAGUGCGCUCAUGUUCUCUGCGCCGAGUGCAUCGAGGAGUCGAGCGUGCCGGGCGCUGGGGGGCCGACGCAGCAGUGUCCGGUAUGUGUGCGAUGGCGUACACAGGCGCGGGCUGGGGGUGGUGGUGUCGCCACUGAGGACGUGGCCAUGCCGGACUGGUCGGCCGGGGAGGCGGUUGAGGAUAAUGAUGAUGACCACUAUUUUAGCGCCGGGGGCCACUCGACGAAAAUGCUGGCGUUGGUCGAGGAUGUUAAGAAAGACCUGAUGACGACAAAGAGAACGUUGCACCUGCUUUCCAAGCACCUAGACCGAGCCAACAUUCCUUACCUCCGCAUCGACGGCGGGUGUCCCGUCCCGCAACGACAGGCCAAGCUCGACCAGUUUUCCGAAAGCGAUGAGAAGCGAGUGCUGGUCAUGACGACUGGAACGGGUGGAUUCGGACUGAACCUGACCUGCGCUAACCGUGUCUUCAUCAUCGAGCUGCAGUGGAAUCCUGGCGUAGAGAGCCAGGCCAUUGCGCGCGCCGUCCGGUUGGGGCAGGAGAACGAGGUAUACGUGACACGUUACGUGAUCCGGGACACCGUGGAAGAGGAAAUGAGGUCCCAGCAGCGGUGGAAGAUGCAGGUCGCGGCUUUAGGAUUUGAAGAGGCGCCGGAUGUGAUUGAUGAUGAAGAGAGAGUGUCCUAG
Messenger RNA from Chaetomium globosum CBS 148.51, 1353 nucleotides. RefSeq lists its product as uncharacterized. Gene Ontology annotation, molecular function: ATP-dependent chromatin remodeler activity; ATP binding. Bases 1 to 1353 code for a protein of 450 amino acids. NCBI's taxonomy places the organism in Eukaryota, Fungi, Ascomycota, Sordariomycetes, Sordariales, Chaetomiaceae. The transcript has 5 exons. The record is from RefSeq and is a predicted model, not a curated record.